This is a messenger RNA of Drosophila mauritiana, 617 nucleotides long. RefSeq names its product cell wall protein DAN4. The coding region runs from base 30 to 494 and encodes 154 amino acids. Lineage: Eukaryota; Metazoa; Arthropoda; Insecta; Diptera; Drosophilidae. The record is from RefSeq and is a predicted model, not a curated record. The transcript is spliced from 2 exons.
GAAGAAAACCAAUCCAUCCAUAUAACGUCAUGAAACUGCUAAUCUGGUUGUGCCUCCUCGGCUGCCUGGCCAGUGCCCAUGGCAUUUUUCUCGACAAGAUUGCCCCCCGAGGGGAUUCAUCUGGAAACGGCUUUCUGAGCGAUAUCUUUGGACUCGAAGACUCGGAUAACAGCAGCCAGAACAAAACCUCCCAAAAUACAUUGCCAGCGUCUGGAAUUUUUACUCCGGUUAAAGUAGCUGUUGACGUUAUUCAAAGUAUAUGGGAUGAAUUUUCAAAGGGAGUUUUGGGCCUCAUGGGCAGUUUUGGUACCGGUGAUAAUGGAGCCGAAUCACCGCCAUCUGCAAAUACAGCGCCUAUUACAACCGAGUCAACGUCGCCAUCGCAAGAAACCACAACGACUAGAACGACGACGUUUACAACAACGGAAUCCAGAACCGAAUCGCCGGUGGAAACAACCACAACAGAUUCAUCCACGAGUACUUCGCCGCCAUGAGGAGAAAUUCUGUCGCCUAACCUUCGCAUCGGAUAUUGCUCGUCAUUGUUUGUUUCCCAGCUGCUUUUUGUCUGGGGUAUUUAAACAAUGAGAAUGUAAAUAUAAGUACCAGCCACGCUCCUA